AAACAAGGAUACACAUUUGCACAUACACUGUAUAUUUAAAGAUAUUUAUAAGAUAUAGUGCAUUUGUAAUAAACAUUCUAUUGUUCUUCAUAGGAAAAACCUAAACAGAAAAAAUGAACAUCUCAAUAAUUUACAUCAGUGUGAUGUUUAUCUUUGUUAUUUAUAACAAUUGUUCAGGACAUAGAUCAUAUGCAGAAAACUAUCGCCGAAGACACGGAAGACUACCAAGACAUAGACCACGAUCUAGAACUUUUGGAAGAAGAUUAGGAAAGAAAGCAAUACAAAAAAGUCUAGCUCCGAAAGAAUUAGAAAGAACUUUAAGCAAUACUGAUCAGGUAGCACUUUCUAAUAUUGACAGAAAUAUCAAUAUGAAUAUAAAAGGAGGCGGAGGUGGUGGCGGGGGAGGAAUCGAUCCAGGUGGAAAUGGUGGAAAUCUUACUACUAACUUGUUUAUUAAUAAAAUCAAGACAAUUCAUACCAGUGACGGAACAAUAGUAAAAAUAAAGCCUGGUGAUGGACGAACAUUAGAGGCACUUAAAUUGAUCAUUGAUGGGGGAGGUGGCGGGGGAGGAGGGGGGAUAGGAAAAGGCGGUGAUGGAGGAAGUUUAUUUACAACCUUGACAAUCAACAAAUUAAAGACUGUUUUCAGAAAUGAAGCAAAUGCAACUAUUGUUGAAGUUCAAAACCCUCUACGUGGACUCAGUUUGAAUAUUAAUGGCGGUGGUGGAGGUGGAGGUGGGGGACCAGGUCAAGGUGGAGAUGGCGGUGAUUUGGUUACAAACAUUGUCAUAGGAAAAGUUAAGACAGUCACAAAAAAUGGUGCUAGAAGAAGAAAAAAUAAAAAGGAUCGGAAAUUAAAAAGGAUGUUGAAGAGAAAAAGGAAUAACAAAAACAAGAUUAAGCCAUUACCUAAUUACUAGUAGUGAUGUGACGGAAAAUGACAAAAUAAUGUUAUCAAGAGGAUUCAUCUUUUCCUAAAAAUAUCAACAAAGGCUUAAAAAUUUUGAUGCUAAAUUUCAAGCUAAAUAAAAUAUGUACGAAUCAAAAUUACACAAAAAAUAAACCGAAAUUUAACGACAAAAAUACUUCAUCAUUAAUGAAUUCAGAACUUGUACUUAUAUGAUCUGUUCUAUUCUGAAAACGUAUUAUUUAUAUGCCAGCGUUUCUUACUUUAAACUAAUUUGUCUCAAAUUAAGACAACACUUAGCCAUACAAUUUGUUACUCAACUAUUGCAGCAGAAAGUUUCGUUAAAAGAACAUAUUUCUAAUCUAUUUUCAUGUUUGCUUAUGUUCUUACAUUAAUUUACAAGUGUGAAACGUUUUAUUUGAUUUGUAUGAUAUAAAGCGACUGUAACCCCAAUUCUUGUUUAAAUACCAUUUGUCUCUGUCAUGGUAUAGUGAUUCUUUGUCGGUUUGUUCUGUGCUGUAUAUCUUUGCUGUUAUUAUUUCAUAAAGUUAGGUUAAACCGCUUUCAUAUAUACAUGUAUAUCAUGUUCGUACACAGAUGAAAUAGUUUAUAAAAUUUAUUCUAUUUGGUUACAUAUUUGUUUCAUAAUGAAACGCCUCAUUGGAAACGACUUAAACUAAUAAAAUAUCUGUAAAAUC
Molecule: messenger RNA, 1605 nt
Organism: Mytilus trossulus (common blue mussel)
Lineage: Eukaryota; Metazoa; Mollusca; Bivalvia; Mytilida; Mytilidae
Product: regulator of gene activity-like
Exons: 2
Coding region: 114-920 (268 amino acids)
Source: RefSeq, a predicted model, not a curated record